Molecule: messenger RNA, 3076 nt
Organism: Solea solea (common sole)
Lineage: Eukaryota; Metazoa; Chordata; Actinopteri; Pleuronectiformes; Soleidae
Gene: ap5b1
Product: adaptor related protein complex 5 subunit beta 1
Exons: 3
Coding region: 109-2958 (949 amino acids)
Biological process (GO): endosomal transport
Cellular component (GO): lysosomal membrane; AP-type membrane coat adaptor complex
Source: RefSeq, a predicted model, not a curated record
CGUGACUCACAACACGGAAGUCCCCUCCCUGUAAGCUGGACGUCUGUGUUAAGAACGUUGCGUUUCGCUUUAAAGUAAAUAUAUAAUGUGUGUGGGAGAGAAGUGAAAAUGGCAGUGAACUGGGCGGACAGGCUCUCUGCUUUCUCCCGCAGCCCUACGGAAUUCCUGUCGGGGACAACCGUGGACGCUUUUCUGGCAGAGCUGCUGAGGGAGAUCCGCGAUGACAGAGCCAGCUACGCUGUUAAGGUCCUCCUGUUGUCCCCGUUAUGCGAGUACCCACACCUGCUGUGUCCCUCAGACUCUGUGGGUGAGGAAACAGCCCUUGAGCUCAUGUCAGUGUUUGCCCAGUGCCCUCCAAAGUUUGUACAGUUUCGUUGUCAUGUCCUCCUGGCCCUCACCUCUGUGCUUGUAUGCACUUCUUGUAUGAGCAGCCGCUCCCCUGCAUCUCAAGAUUUCCUGGACGUGCUACUAGAGAUAUCCCAGAACACUGUUGACCUCCACGGUGAUGGUUUGUCGCAUUCUCUCCGGAACACAGCUUGUGACUGUUUGCGAGAGCUGGAAUCUUGCUCUCCUGGUCUUCUCUCCCAGCAUCUCGAGCUCUUGGAUGGACUAAGGCACCGUGAAACCUCCCACUUGCACCAGGCGUAUGCAGGACUGUACACUCUGGUUUUAAGAAAUGCUGUGUACCAGCUAACCCAGGAAACAGGUGCUGGUGGCGAGCAGCUUAAAUCUCUUCUUGGAGGGAAUACAGUUGUUGCUUGGGAGGCAGACCGAGACUCAAUCCUUUCGAAGGACUCUGGUGUACUGUCAUCUCUCAUCCUGGGGCCUAUGGGUUCAGUUCCGAUCCUCCAGACCGGGCCUGAUUGUAAGGAGCUGCGUUCCAUCCUGUCCUCCCUCCUAGAGGAGUCCUACCUCCUCACUCCUUUGUGCCAGGCUGCACUGCUACACAGACUGACAGAGGUGGUUGCUAUGGUACCUGGUAUCCCUCCUGCCAUAUUCAGAGCUCAGCUGUUGCGACUGCUGGGCACGAGCAAGGUGUGUCUCUUCCACACCACUCUUCUGAUGAAGUGUGCAUUCACAGACAGCCUGUUUAGUGCAGAGGACGAACUGUUUAUGCUCAAACGACUAGUUGUGCUCUCCCAGCAUCCCCUGCUGACUACAGCUGACAAGCUUUUCUACAUCGACUGCAUCCUGCACUUUCCAGAGAACCGGCCCAUCAGUUGCAGUGACGGUGAUGAAGCACUGCCUGUGCUGCUGACUCCCCAGCUGGCCUCAGUGCUCAUGCCCACUGUGUUCAAUGAUAGUGCCACAUUGCUAACCAGACUCAACCUGAUGUCUCUGGUCUAUCUUGAGGAAGGGGAUGAUGGAGAAGGUAAAGGCCCAGCCUACCUCUACGAACACCUCACCGCGCUGCUACACAUAGUGGAGAGCAGAGGCAGUAGAGAGAAUAUUGUCACCUUUUUCAGGGCCACCUUCCUUUUCCUUAUAUACUUCUGUCAAAUAGAGAGCUACUCCAGCAGCCUGGUAGAGAAGCUGUGUGAGCUCUACGUCCACCACACCCAUCUUGCACCACACCUCAUUAGCUUGGCCGACUACAUUCAGGACAGGCUCUCUGAGUCUAACUGGGCUGAGAGGCUUCUACAAGCUCUGCAGAGAGCCAUCACUGAGGUGUCACUCACCCAGCUCACCUUACCAGACCUCCAUUCACACCUCAAGAUGCUGGGACGAGUAGCAGAGGAAGGAAAAAUCCCCCAGCAAAGCACUCUCCGCUUUCUGUACUGCAUCAUCACUCCAUCAUCCUCCACGCUGUGCAUGAGCGGUGAUUGGCAUCUGGGGAACAGAGUGCUGGCAGUUUGCCGCCGCCUGCUUGUCCACCCCAGCCUGGACUCGAUGCUUGUCCCUCUGGCCGACAUCCUGCAACAUCUCACCUGCCACCACGGAGACACAGACAUCCAGGACCAUGCACGCCUUUACUACACCCUCCUCACCACACUGUCUCAGGAGAAGCUGGCCGGGGUAUUGGCACGGGGUGCGACUGAGAGAGGCAGGCAGAUUAAGACACGAUCUCUGUCGUGCAUCGUAGCUGAGAGUGAGGGGCUGACAAGAGCGCUGACCAUCCACCAGACUGAGAAAGCAGUUUUUAGUGUGGUUGUGGUGAAUUCUGAGACACGUCAACACACACAUUCAAUGCCAGAAAGUGACCUACCACAGAAUGAUACGGACAAAUGCCCAGAUGAUGCCAACACAACAAUAGAAGCCUACAGAGGUCAGUUCAACGACCCUGACUUUGCCUCAGAAAUUACUCUGAGCUAUCAACUGGUUCACACUCAGGCUAAUGACCGCUGCUUUGAUCAACUCUUCAGCAUUCGCCUGCAUUUCAGCCUCACAGAUGACCACUAUGAGGAACUAAGCGACCUUAGCAUCCCGUGCCUUUUUAGAGAAGGACCGUUGCCAGUGGUGAAGCUGAGACUGAAGCCUAGACAGCCCUUCCCCACUACCCUCCAAGCCAGUGCCAUCUUUACCACCCAGGAUGGCCUCUCCUGGCACACAGUCCUGCCUGCCAUUUGUGUGGCUUUUCAACAGAUCUUUGCACCCUUGCCUGCUCCCUCUGCCUGGGGACGAAGCAGCAAACUCAUUCUGUUUGAGAGAUUAUGGGAUGACAUUUGCUCAGAGAGUCGAGACUGUGCUACCAGCCUGUUCUGCUGCCAGCUGAAGGAAGCUGCCCUUUCCUCCUUGUCAGAGAAACACUUCCUGCCUUAUCUUAUUUCAGAUUUGUCCCACAAAGAAGAACUGAAAGUGCUUUUCUUCCUCCCUCCACAGUCUCAUGUGCUGCUGAGAAUCAAGUCAGAGGAAGACGCGGCACAUUUCAACAUUGCUACGGAUAAAUGGCAGCUUUUGCCGCACAUUAAUUCGUAUCUACUGACAAUCACAUCCUCACAGGAAGAUGCUCACAGCUGACUGUGAUGCAUCUUACUGGCCCCCUUUUUAAUCAAACAAAUAGCUGGCUUUUAGCAAAAUCAUUUCAUUUUGUCACCACUUUAAUAACUUAAAUUGUACUUAAAAUAAAAGAAAGGAA